UGAAAAGAACGCGACUUUCUCUUUACGUUUAUUAGUAGUCCGAAUCUAACACAAAAAGCGCUAUUUUCACGCUCCAGUCUUCUCUCUCUCUCUCUUCUUUCUCUCUCCUCUUUCUUCCAUGGCAGAUCUCUGAUUCUCUCUCAACAAUUUAGAUUUUUGCGCAAACCUCCCUCAAACACUUGGUAAUUUCGAAAGAAGAAAAAAAAAAUCCCCAAUUUUAUUUCCUUAGAUCUCAAAUCGAUUACCCUAAUAGUGUUCGCAAUUCCGUGCUCUCGAUCCAGUCCGAUCCCACUGCAAAUUUUCUGGGCAGGAGAUUGAGUUGAACUGAGUUGAGGAGUGAAAAAUGGCGGGUGGUGCGGCGGGAGGGUUCGUCACGCGAGCAUUUGAGUCGAUGCUGAAAGAGUGUGCUAACAAGAAACACAGUGCUGCUCUCCAGUCCGCCAUUCAGGCUUAUUACGACAGUGAAAAGAACGCCAAUCAACAGUCAAACAUUGGUGAAACUAAUGAAGAUUUGUCAGCAGCUUCAAUUGAAAGUAGUUCAGAGCCUGAGGCUGGGGCUGAAAAAACUGGAGAUGAUUCUUCAAUUAGCACUUCAUCUGGUGCUGAGGAGGUUGCACCUGUGGGCAGGCCUACAAGAAGUAGUGAAUCGAUCGCGACAGUCUUGGCAAAUGCAGGCCACACUUUAGGGGGAGCUGAGGCUGAACUUGUUCUUAGUCCACUUAAGCUUGCAUUUGAAACGAAAAACAUAAGACUUGUGGAGCUUGCUUUGGAUUGUCUUCAUAAACUUAUUGGAUACAAUCACCUAGAGGGUGACCCUGGUCUUGAUGGUGGUAAAAAUGCGCGUUUAUUUACAGAAAUCCUCAACAUGGUUUGCAAUUCUGUGGAUAAUUCAUCACCUGACAGUACCACCCUCCAAGUAUUGAAAGUGCUUCUUACUGCCGUAGCAUCAACAAAGAUGCGAGUUCAUGGUGAACCACUGCUGGGAGUCAUUAGAGUGUGCUAUAAUAUUGCUCUUAAUAGCAAGAGUCCUAUAAACCAGAUGACAUCAAAGGCCAUGCUAACACAAAUGCUCAGUACCAUUUUUAGACGGAUGGAAACAGAUGUGGUUUCUCCCAAUCUUGAGCCGUCAGACUCUUACGUGGAGGAUGGGUCGAAUCCAAUGGUUGAAGAAGUUUCAUCCAGUGAUCAUAAUGAACCAAGUAUGACUUUGGGUGAAGAACUGUCCACGGUUGCAUCUCCUGCUUCCGUUAAAGAAAUCCACAAUCUUGUUGGUGGCAACGAUAUAAAGGGUUUAGAGGCUGUUCUCGAGAAGGCUGUGGAUCUGGAAGAUGGUGGAAAGGUCACUAGAGGGAUGGGACCAGAUAGCAUGAGUGUUGGAGAGCGUGAUGCUUUACUUCUUUUCCGUACUCUCUGUAAGAUGGGUAUGAAGGAGGAUAAUGAUGAAGUUACUACCAAAACACGUAUUCUGUCUCUGGAGCUUCUGCAGGGCUUAUUGGAGGGUGUUAGUUACUCAUUCACAAAGAACUUUCAAUUCAUUGACUCGAUCAAAGCUCACCUUUCAUAUACAUUAUUACGAGCAUCAGUGUCUCAGUCUCCUGUAAUAUUUCAGUAUGCAACCGGAAUUUUUGCAAUUCUUUUGUUGCGGUUUAGGGAAAUUCUCAAAGCUGAAAUUGGAGUCUUCUUUCCUGUGAUUAUUUUACGAUCUCUGGAUAGCUCAGAUCUUAACCAAAAAUUAAAUGUUCUUCGGAUACUGGAGAAAGUAUGCAAGGAUUCUCAGAUGCUUGUUGACCUUUAUGUGAACUAUGAUUGUGAUCUUGAUGCACCAAACUUGUUUGAACGAGUGAUUUCGACAUUAUCCAAAAUUGCUCAAGGUACUCAAAAUGUGGACCCAAAGUCUGCUGCCACAUCGCAGAUCGGAUCAAUAAAAACAUCAUCCCUUCAGGGUCUCGUAAAUGUUCUUAAAUCGCUAGUGGUUUGGGAAAAGUCUCACAGAGAAUCAGUAAAGCAGAAUAAGGACAAGGAUUCCUCUGAGGAAGAAGUUUCAUCUAGAGAAUUUGAUGAAUUAAAAAGUAGGGAAAAUUCAUCAAACAACUUUGAGAAGUUGAAGGCUCAUAAAUCCACUAUUGAAUCUGUUGUGGCUGAGUUCAAUCGAAAGCCGGGGAAGGGGAUAGAACAUCUAAUCUCGAGUGGGUUGGUGGAGAAAACUCCAGCUGCAGUUGCUCAGUUUCUCCGAAAUACUCCAAAUUUAGACAAGGCUAUGCUUGGGGAUUACUUAGGCCAGCACGAGGAGUUCCCGCUUGCUGUUAUGCAUGCAUAUGUGGAUUCUAUGAAAUUUUCUGAAAUGAAGUUUGACAGUGCAAUUCGUGAAUUCCUUAAAGGGUUUCGACUUCCAGGGGAAGCUCAGAAGAUAGAUCGGAUAAUGGAAAAAUUUGCAGAGCGCUACUGCGCAGACAAUCCUGGUCUAUUCAAGAAUGCAGACACGGCUUAUGUUCUUGCUUAUGCAGUUAUUAUGUUGAAUACUGAUGCUCAUAAUCCAAUGGUGUGGCCGAAGAUGUCCAAAAGUGAUUUUGUACGUAUAAAUGCCACAAAUGAUGCAGAAGAAUCUGCUCCUCAGGAACUCUUGGAGGAAAUAUAUGAUUCCAUAGUAAAAGAGGAGAUAAAAAUGAAAGAUGAUCCUGCUGGAGCUUUGAAAAACAGUAAGCAAAAGCCAGAAGUGGAGGAGAGCGGUCUCAUCAAUAUUCUCAACCUUGCUAUUCCCAAAAGGAGUUCUUCAAAUGAAUCCAAACCUGAGAACGAGACAAUUAUCAAGCAACUUCAGGCUAUAAUAAAGGAUAAAGGGGGGAAAAGGGGGGUCUUUUACACUUCGCAUAGAAUUGAACUCGUACGCCUCAUGGUCGAAGCUGUCGGAUGGCCAUUACUUGCUAUUUUUGCUGUUACUAUGGGUGAAAUAGAUAACAAACCCAGAGUUGGUCUUUGUAUGGAAGGAUUCAGAGAAGGUAUUCACAUAACACAUGUUCUCGGAAUGGACACUAUGCGCUAUGCCUUUUUGACUUCAUUGAUAAGGUACAACUUUUUGCAUGCACCAAGAGAUAUGCGUGGGAAAAAUGUAGAGGCACUACGCACGCUACUUACUUUAUGUGAUACUGAUAUCUAUGCCUUUCAAGACUCUUGGUUUGCCAUCCUGGAAUGCAUUUCCCGCCUUGAAUAUACGGUAUCAUGGCCUGCUAUGACUGCAACUGUCAUGCAAGGAUCAAAUCAGAUCUCCAGAGAAGCUACUCUUCAAUCUCUGAGAGAGCUGGCUGGCAAACCAACUGAGCAAGUAUUUGUGAACAGCAGCAAAUUACCCAGUGAAACAGUGGUGGAGUUUUUUACUGCUUUGUGCAGUGUGUCAGCUGAGGAAUUAAAACAGCAUCCAGCUCGUGUUUUUAGCUUGCAAAAGGUUGUUGAAAUCAGCUACUAUAAUAUGGCUCGUAUACGCAUGGUUUGGGCUAGAAUAUGGUCUGUCUUGGCCCAUCAUUUCAUCUUUGCUGGAAGCCAUCCUGAUGAAAAAGUUGCUAUGUAUGCCAUAGAUUCUCUAAGGCAACUUGCUAUGAAAUAUUUGGAACGUGCUGAACUUGCAAAUUUCACUUUCCAGAAUGAUAUUUUAAAGCCAUUUGUUGUUCUCAUACGAAGCAGUAGAAGUGAUAACAUACGCAGGCUUAUAGUGGAUUGCAUUGUUCAGAUGAUAAAAUCUAAAGUUGGAAGCAUAAAGUCCGGCUGGCGAAGCGUGUUCAUGAUUUUCACUGCUGCCGCAGAUGAUGACUUGGAACUCACAGUUGAAAGUGCAUUUGAAAAUGUGGAACAGGUUGUAUUGGAACACUUCGAUCAGGUUGUCGGGGAUUGCUUUAUGGAUUGUGUCAACUGCCUUAUCGGAUUUGCCAAUAACAAAAGUUCUCCUCGUAUAAGUUUGAAGGCCAUUGCUCUGCUCCGCAUUUGCGAGGAUCGUCUUGCAGAGGGCCUUAUACCAGGUGGUGCACUGAAACCUAUUGACAUAACUGCAGACGAAACUUGUGAUGUUACUGAGCAUUACUGGUUCCCUAUGCUGGCUGGUCUUUCUGAUCUGACUUCUGAUCCAAGAGCUGAGGUCAGAAAUUGUGCACUUGAAGUUUUGUUCGACUUGCUGAAUGAGAGAGGGAGCAAAUUCUCAUCUUCAUUCUGGGAGAAUAUCUUCCAACGAGUCCUGUUUCCUAUAUUUGAUAAUGUGAGGCAUGCCGGAAAAGAGAGUUUUAUGCCUUCUGGGGAUGAAUGGCUUCGUGAAAGCAGCGUUCAUUCGCUACAGUUGUUAUGCAAUCUUUUCAACACUUUCUACAAGGAUGUGUGUUUUAUGCUACCUCCACUGCUCAGCUUACUAUUGGAUUGUGCCAAGAAAACAGAUCAAUCAGUAGUUUCAAUAUCUUUGGGUGCAUUAGUGCAUCUUAUUGAAGUUGGAGGGCAUCAGUUCACUGAUAACGACUGGGAUACUUUGCUGAAAAGUAUAAGGGAUGCUUCAUACACAACCCAACCCCUUGAACUUCUCAGUAAUCUGGGUUUUGAGAGCAAUAAACAUCAUAAAGUAUUGGCCAGAGACUUGGACAACGCAUCACCCGUAGCCUCUGGUGGUAAUUUUUCAUACAGCCGUCAAGAUACUGUCUAUGAAAAUGGGAAUACGGUGGGAAUAGAUACCAAUAUUAAUGGAAAUGCACUGGAUCACAAUCAAGAAAUUGUGCGUCCAGUGGACAUGGAAGGAUCUGAAGGUACACCAUCACCAUCUGGGCGUACUACUAGAGCUACUGAUGAUGGAAGUCUUCAACGUAGUCAAACAUUUGGACAAAAAUUCAUGGGGAAUAUGAUGGACAACAUGUUUGUGAGAAGUUUUACCUCAAAGCCAAAAGACCGUGCAUCUGAUGUAAUGAUACCAUCUUCUCCAUCCAAGUCUCCUGAUGCUAGUGUGGAGCCUGAUUCCGGAGCCGAGGAGCAAAGUCUAAUGCUGGGGACCAUUAGGAGUAAAUGCGUAACGCAAUUGUUACUGUUAGGUGCCAUUGAUAGUAUUCAGAAGAAGUACUGGUACAAGUUGAACACGCACCAGAAGAUCACCAUUAUGGAAAUUUUGUUCUCUGUCCUGGAUUUUGCUGCCUCAUACAAUUCUUUUACUAAUCUCAGAUCACGAAUGCACCUAAUUCCCGCUGAAAGACCACCGCUGAAUCUUCUCCGUCAGGAGUUGGCUGGAACUUGUAUCUAUCUGGAUAUCCUCCAAAAGACGACAGAAACAGUUGAUAUUCAGAAAGAAGAAGACGUUAAAGAAGAGAAACUUGAAGGAAUAGCUGAAGGAAAGCUUGUGUUUUUUUGUGAACAUGUGCUGAAAGAGGCAUCUGAUUUUCAAUCUAGCAUGGAAGAGGCGUCUAAUAUGGAUAUUCAUCGAGUUCUAGAACUUAGAUCUCCUAUUAUUGUAAAGGUGCUGAAAAGCAUGUGCCAAAUGAAUGCUCAGAUUUUCAGAAAUCACUUCCGGGACUUUUAUCCUUUAAUUACGAAACUUGUCUGCUGUGACCAGAUGGAAGUUCGUGCUGCACUUACCGACCUUUUUAGGAUGCAGUUGAACAGACUGUUGCCACAUGAAAUUUCUUCUUCCGGAUAGGUCAGAAAGUUCGGCUAACUCUCUCAACACGGGUAAUAUCGUGUUUGGAAAUUUAGUCGGAGAAGAAUCAUUUUUCCCCCUUUCGUUUGUAUUAUUAUUCUCUUUUUAUUGUUCGACUUCUAUUUCUGCAGAUCUUUGGUAUUUCUUACUUCUGCAAGAUUAUGGUGUUAUAUAAUAUAGAUAUGGAAAGGAGAAAUGGAAUAGGAUGUGUUUUUACUUUUUACUGAGAGUCGGGUUUUCGACUCUCGUGUAAAUUUUUUUGUAGAAUGAUGAAAGAGCAUUUACUGUUGACCGUUGGAUGUCUAUUAUUCUUAGACCAUCA
Molecule: messenger RNA, 5972 nt
Organism: Erythranthe guttata (spotted monkey flower)
Lineage: Eukaryota; Viridiplantae; Streptophyta; Magnoliopsida; Lamiales; Phrymaceae
Gene: ATMIN7
Product: HOPM interactor 7
Biological process (GO): regulation of ARF protein signal transduction
Cellular component (GO): trans-Golgi network
Molecular function (GO): guanyl-nucleotide exchange factor activity
Source: RefSeq, a predicted model, not a curated record